Molecule: messenger RNA, 624 nt
Organism: Lachancea fermentati
Lineage: Eukaryota; Fungi; Ascomycota; Saccharomycetes; Saccharomycetales; Saccharomycetaceae
Source: the annotation of a GenBank genome assembly
AUGUACGGUGACCUCGCAAAUAAGCUUGUACUUGAAGCCAAGAGAAUUCAGCAACUAAAUCAGAACUCCAGCUGCGAUCAAUUACCGCUAUAUCAAGAUGGUCUUGUCCAGAAUAUCUUAAAGGAAAUGAACCAGUUAAAAAAGAAUGCAGAGAUCUUGAAAUUACAGCAAGAGAAUGAUCAAGAUGAUAGCAAGAUAACCCGAUGCCAAUAUUUCGUCACACUAUUAUGCAUGGAGAGAAACAAGAGAUGUUUAAUGGCUUAUCAGAAGCUGCGAAGCGAUACUUUGGAUAGUAUCGCUUGGGACAAUGACGGAUUAGAUGCCUUGAGUGCUGGGACAGUCUCCAACCAAGGGAGUAAAAACUUGUCACAUUUUGAGCAAGAGUAUUUAAAAGAGUACUCUCAACUGAUAACAGACAUGAAGAGUGGAGAUCUCGCAGAUAUAGAUUUGUCCGGCAGUUUAACAUCUCCAAGCGAUGUGUUCAUUGAUGUCCGAGUAUUGAAAGAUGCAGGUGAGAUUCAAACAGAGUAUGGCGUGUUUAAUUUGAUCAAGGACACGCAGUUUUUUGUAAGGCAAGCAGAUGUUGAAAGACUUAUCCGCCAAGGAUAUCUUCAGAAGCUAUGA